GCGUAGCUAGAUUUUUGAAAGCUUUGGAUAAGUUUUGUGGAAAUUUGGAUUUGGGAAAAAGUGUCUUCCGAAGAAAAAAUGACUGGAAUUGAAAAACAUUAUUUGUGAUUUGUUUUUAUUUUGCAAAUUUUUAAAUACUCCUCAGACAAAAAUGACUCACAACAAUCACAGCGAAAACCUAUCAAUGAUGGACACGGUAACGACAAAAUAUGGCAAAACUACAUUCGUAACAGUAUCGAAAUCUUUAGCGAUAAUUCUGUUAGUUAUUUUCUUUAUUUGUCUGAUAGUUACUGGACUAUUGACUUACAGUUUCACUUCGACUUGUGGAUCGAAAAACGAUACAGAUGUUAAUAGUGAAGUUAUUAUAAGCCAAGAAAAAAGUGAACCCUUAAAAUGUAAUGAAAAUUUGAUAACGACUACUACUACAACCACUAGUACAACUCCAAAAAUCCCCAGAAAAUUUUUAAAUGAAAACCUAAACAUACGAUUACCCGAACACAUAAAACCUCAUUCUUAUCAAAUCAACUUGAUUCCAUUUAUCCAAGAAGGCAAUUUCACAUUUCACGGAGAAGAAACAAUUUUAAUUAACGUUUCAAAAAAUAGUAAUCACAUUACAUUGCACUCGGACAGUUUACUGAUAGAUUCAGUCAAUGUAAUGAACAUUAACAAUGAAAGUGUUUCGGUCAAAGAUGUCAGAAUGGACACAAAAAGACAAUUUCUAAUAAUCGAUUUGGACGGAUUCCUCCAAGCAAAUAAACAGUAUUACGUUUACAUCCAAUUCAAAGGUGUCCUUAACAAUAUGCUCGAAGGCUUUUACAGGAGCAGUUAUGUGGAAAAUAACAUUACAAGAUGGCUGGCAGCCACACAGUUCCAAGCCACCGACGCUAGAAAAGCAUUUCCGUGCUUCGACGAGCCGGCUUUCAAAGCGAAAUUCCAAAUCAACAUUGCCAGGAUGAAAAAUAUGACUGCCAUUUCGAAUAUGCCGAGAAUCGAUACGACCGACGAUGUAAAACAUCUUCCGGAUUAUGUCUGGGACCAUUUCCAAGAAAGUCUUCCGAUGUCCACGUAUUUAGUCGCCUUCGUCGUUUCCGACUUCCAAAAUAUCAGCCGCGGAAUUUUCAGCGUUUGGGCCCGACCCAGUGCCCUGUCCCAAGCGAAAUUUGCCGUCGAAAUUGGCCCGAUGAUCUUGAAGUACUACGAAAAAUUCUUCGGAAUCGAUUAUCCUUUGCCCAAAAUCGAUAUGGUAGCUAUACCCGAUUUUUCCGAAGGAGCCAUGGAAAAUUGGGGACUUAUAACUUACAGGGAAGCUGUACUUUUAUAUGAAAAAGGUAUAUCAAGUACAGCCAGUAAACAAAGAAUAGCGCACGUAGUGGCUCACGAAUUGGCCCAUCAAUGGUUUGGUAAUUUGGUAACUCCAACAUGGUGGGAGGAUUUGUGGUUGAACGAAGGCUUUGCCACUUAUGUAGAGUUCUUAGGAUCCUAUUCGGUCAAUCCCAAAUGGAAAGAUUUAGAUUUGUUUUUGGUCAGCGAGCUACAUGAAUCGCUGAUUUUGGAUGCUUUGAAGUCUUCGCAUCCUAUUUCAGUGAAGGUUAACAAUCCUGAUGAAAUUAAUGAUAUUUUUGAUAGGAUUUCGUAUUCAAAAGGAGCUUCAAUUAUAAGGAUGAUGAAAGGGUUUCUUGGAGAUGAAGUUUUUCAUUUAGCAUUGCAAAAGUAUCUCAAAAACAGAAUGUAUAAAAAUGCAGAGCAAGAUGAUUUAUGGCAAACAUUGACUGAAGAAAGUUUAGAAAUUAAAGCUUUGCCUAAUAAUGUGUCUGUGAAGGAGAUUAUGGAUACUUGGACGUUACAAACAGGUUAUCCUGUAGUUACAGCCAACAAACAACAAAAUGGAGAUUUAAUAAUUAAUCAGCAAAGAUAUUUGUUGGAUAGAAAUAAUGCUGUAACAACUGAUCAAUGCCUAUGGUGGGUUCCUAUCACUAUAAUGGACAGUAUGGGUACAGUAAGCGAAACUUGGCUGAAAAAAGAAAAAGAAAUUCUAGUAGAACAAGCAAUUUCGCCUGAAAUACCUUGGUAUUUAAUCAACGUACAACAGAAUGGAUAUUACAGAGUAAAUUAUGACGAGCAAAAUUGGAAAUCUCUCAUAAAUCAACUGCAAGGAAACGGUCACCGUCUAAUCCAAUCGACCAAUAGAGCUCAAAUGAUUGACGACGCAAUGAAUUUGGCUUUUGCUGGCUAUCUAAGUUACGAUAUCGCUUUGAAUGUAACUCUUUAUUUGACCAACGAGAGGGAAUAUGUACCAUGGAAAGCUGCCAUUACAAAUUUACAGUUUUUGCAUAAAAUGUUUAUUAGGAGCGGGUAUUUUGAUAAGUUCAAGAUUUAUUUGAUCUCAAUUCUCAGAGACUUUUACAUUGAAUUAACAUUCAAAGAGAGCUCCAACGAAGACCCGACUAGGGUCUUAAACCGCAUGGAAAUAAUAGACUACGCUUGUAAAUUAGGCCUAAAAGAUUGCGUCCUGCAAGCGGUGCAACAGUUUCAAAAUUGGAGAAACAGCGCCAAUCCAGACAAAGAGAAUUUAAUUAAUCCCGAUUUACGUCAAACUGUUUAUUGUACGGCAAUAAGUGACGGAGGGCAAGAAGAAUGGGAAUUUGCCUGGAAUAGAUAUUUGAACACCAAUGUGGCUACUGACAAGGAAAUUCUUUUGACCUCAUUGGCUUGUAGUAAAGAUAUAUGGAUUUUGAGUAGGUUUUUGGAACGUUCCUUAACUGAAAACAGUGGCAUUAGAAAACACGAUAUUGCUAGAGUGUUUGCUUCGGUGUCUGAAAAUCCUGUCGGACACGAUUUGGCUUAUAGAUUUAUGAAGAUUAAUUGGGACAGGAUUAGGGAAUAUUUGGGGCCUUCUUCAAUGUUUAUGAGCAGUUUAGUGCGAAGUUCUACUGAUAAAUUCAACACUGAAGAGGAAGUUAAUGAUUUUAAGUCCUUUUUUGAACGUAAAAAGGAGCAAUUUGGGGUUGCGGUGAGAACAGCUCAGCAAUCUUUAGAGCAAGCAGAAGCAAACACAAAAUGGAUGAAAGAGUAUUUCAAUACAGUAAAAAAUUGGUUGGAAAAUGUUAGGAUUAUAUCAUAAAUAUUUAUGUAAUUACAUUCCCUUUUUUUUACAAUAAUUGUAAAAUAAUUAUUUAAGUGUAAAUAUUAGCUGUAAAUUGGGUUUUGAUUUGGAGUGUAAUUAUAAUAAAGUAAAACACUAAUUGAAUGUUUUCAUUAAUUAUUAUUAAAUUGUUCAGUCAUUGGGUGCUUACCUUUUACUGUCCAUGACAGUGUUUAAGGUGGAAAUUCAAAGUUUUUCUAUUAACGUAACAUUUAUUGCAAAAAUUACAAGUGAAAGGCUUUUGUCCAGUAUGCAAUCUAAUGUGAGCCUUCAACGAUGUAACAGAAUGAAACUUUUUGCUGCAAAUCAUACAAUAUUCGAAUUUUUUUU
Molecule: messenger RNA, 3472 nt
Organism: Ceutorhynchus assimilis (cabbage seed weevil)
Lineage: Eukaryota; Metazoa; Arthropoda; Insecta; Coleoptera; Curculionidae
Source: the annotation of a GenBank genome assembly